AUGUCUGAUAUACAUGGCACAAAGAGAGCCAGAAGCGAUGAUGAAGAUGACGAGGGAUACGAGCCGAAGCUGCAGCAUGGAGAUGACAACAAGGCAAGAGCCCCACCGCGCGCCGAACCUCCUAGAUUCGAUCGGGGAUUCUCCAAGGAAAUGGUCGAACUUGCCAGAAAUGUGUGUACCGAUAUCUUGAAGCUAGGUGACUCCCCAGCGCGUACUUUGCCGGAUUUGAGCAAUCUCAGCAACGUGAUUGCGAACGAGUUCGAGACUGCCGAUUUGUUCAGGACUUCUACGCUAAAAUUUCUCGAAGCUAUGAUUGUUGAACAGCCACACAGGCUUUUCUACACGAGUAGUUUGUUGCAGGUGUGCAAUGCGAAGAACCCCAAGAUUGGUGUGUAUGUGGUUGAGUACUUCCACCAGAGCUGCCAGUCUGUAUUGGACUCGCUGAAAGCUGGACUUUCGCAAGAGGAUGAAAAGGAAACGGAGGACGUUAGGUUUGGCUCGAGUGAAUGUGGUCCCUGGGAUAGGCUCAAGCUCUAUCUGAGACUUUUCGCCAGUUUGGUUCCCAUCCUUGAAGAAGAUUCGGUUAUUCAACUUUUCAAGCAGUUCCUAAGCACUGCCAUUUCUCUCCAGGAACACUACGGGGACAAAAGGUGUCCAUUAGCAGAGAUGAUCUAUUUCAAUGUUUUGAUUUCGAUUCCAUAUUUAACUGCAUUUCAGUCCAACGAUGACCUGAAGGCCAAAUGCAACAGUCUCAUUGAGCUUGCUGAGACCUUCAAAAUCGCCGAGGUUGGACCAGAACCAGCACUGGAACCAUUCAGCAAGUUUGAAGAUCUUGACAUCCCAUUUGAGCCAAAGCUGACGAUCAAGCUUAUUCUUCCAGCUCUCAAAUCCAUACAGGCAGACAACUGGAAAGUCGCGAUGUUCCCGGACUUGGAGUAUCUCCUGAGACAAUCAGAAGGAUCAUCUACCAGACAUGCAGUACCACAGCUAAAUAUUCCCUCUUUGGAAAGCUUAUUGGACCUAGCCAGUCUUGCGAAGGCCCCAGGCAACAUUGACAUGCUAUGGAGAUUCCCCAGACGCGUUCAAGAGUACUUUCCAUCUGUGGGAUUCGAUCUGGUUCCUCCAGCACACACUUACGAGUCUUUAUUACUACGUGAUAUAAUCCAGGAUAUGAUCCAGAAUUUGGAAUUCAACAGAAAGACAUGCACGUUCCAGCUUCGCAAGCUGCUCACGAACCUGAAUGCGGAGAGCUUUGCACUGCCAAACUCUGCCGUUGAGAAGCUAUCAUUGAUCCACGAACUCAACCAGGGACUUGAUAUCCGCGCCAAACUCGAAGAGGCCGAUGAACAGAUGGCUGAUGCCGACACCAAUGAGCUCAAGCAGCUAUGUGCGGCAGUCGAGGACGAAUGGAAAAGAGGCUUUAAAUCAACGUGGAAGAUCGAGACUAUCAUGACAGACGCUCUGCUUGAUCUGAUGCUUCAACUGCCCACCUCCCCCAAUCCUUGUAUCUACUACCAGGUGUUGUUGAUGGACUAUUGCAACAACGAUAUAUACGCUAUCAAAGGAAGUUCCGGCUUCAACAGAACCACAAUCGCGAAAGUGAUUGGCUCUGCUAUCCGCCAUCUCUACAAUAACGCCGUUACUCUGGAUUUUGAACUGCGGAUGCGCUAUAUCGACUGGUUGUUGAUACAAUUAUCGAACUUUGGAUAUGAAUGGCAGUGGGGAGAAUGGGUUGAGGACGCUAUCGCAAACAACGACUCGAUCUUUCACCCUCAGAACUACGUGGUUGGAAAUGUCAUUGCGAAAGAGCUUCGUGUGAGCACCCUCGAUACUGUGAAGCGCACAUUACCCGAGGAAAUGUACAAAUUCCUGGACCUUCGGAUACUCACUUCGGAGCAGCAAGACGAGUUUGACUCGCGCUUUUUCGGAGAGUUGAGAAUGAGUGAGACAGAUGAAAACGGGGCUCCCGUAGACCUGUUAGGCCGUUUCCUUUUCAACCAUGCUGAGCAUGCCCACCAAUCGCUGUGCUAUUCCAUCUACGAGAACCUACAGGGGUCUGGCAGUGUCGAGGACUUCGACGCUCUGAUCGCACAGCUGAAGGAGGAGAUUGCCAACGAUGAGACUGUGGAGAAUGCCGAGAGAUAUGUGAUUACUCUGUUGGGCCAAUCAGUGUGUAUCAUUGGUUCGCGGUCGCUGACCGUGAUUGAUGGUGCUCUUGACAUCUUUGCUGCUAAACUUCACAGGGCUCUUGGCCAGACUGUGGAUUCUGAGAUGGACGGAGAAAACGAAACUGCUUCCGAGCCGGUUUCCGAGGAGGACCAGCAGAUAAGGCGCGGUUGGCUGGUUGAAAGUGUUCUUAGACUGUGGAAUCACGAGCCAAGAAUUGCCUAUUUGAUCCUUGAAAAGAUGUACCAACAUGGUUUCCUUGUCAAGAACGAUAUUGUGGACUCUCUGUUCAGCAACUUGAUUAUUGUGAGACAGACACAUGCGGUUGAGCUAAUGGACCGUCUGAUGGACGAGGAGACCUAUAAGGUUUUUACAGAGAAACUGAGCCUUAAGGCCGAGGCUGCUAAUGACAAGUGGGAGAAACAUAUGCUUCAGCAGCUGUUGAAGUGCACUAUCAGGAAAUUUCCUGCGUACCAAGCUGAUGAAUAA
This is a messenger RNA of Kuraishia capsulata CBS 1993, 2655 nucleotides long. RefSeq lists its product as uncharacterized. The record is from RefSeq and is a predicted model, not a curated record. Gene Ontology annotation, molecular function: mRNA binding; RNA cap binding. Gene Ontology annotation, cellular component: nuclear cap binding complex; nucleus. The coding region runs from base 1 to 2655 and encodes 884 amino acids. The transcript has a single exon. NCBI's taxonomy places the organism in Eukaryota, Fungi, Ascomycota, Pichiomycetes, Pichiales, Pichiaceae. Gene Ontology annotation, biological process: nuclear-transcribed mRNA catabolic process, nonsense-mediated decay; mRNA export from nucleus.